Molecule: messenger RNA, 732 nt
Organism: Fomitopsis serialis
Lineage: Eukaryota; Fungi; Basidiomycota; Agaricomycetes; Polyporales; Fomitopsidaceae
Exons: 9
Coding region: 1-732 (243 amino acids)
Source: RefSeq, a predicted model, not a curated record
AUGCGCGGAAUAUUCAUUCUGAGGACAAAACCUACUGUUUUGGGCCCAGAAAAAUUUUAUAAAUUCCCAAUAAAAUGCAGGAACCUCAGUACAGCUAUCCUAGUGGAUUUCAAAGUUGACCACAAGGAUGGUAGCCAGGAAGUUGGAGGGGCUGACUAUGUGCAGUGGGGCAUCAAGUGGUACCAUUUUUAUGGUGAGGAUGGCUGUGACACUACCACAUGGGGGGGAGUCUUGCUCACGGUGCGAGCUGUUGCCUUUGAGGUCGUAGAUGUCCGCAACAUAUGCGGUUGUGGAUUUGUCAUGCACUACGCCGCCGGUGUCUGUGUUCUCUUGACGUGUUCCACCUGCUCUGAGCUGCCCCCACCUGCCACAUUGGUUCUUGCACUAAUGCCACUCCCACAUCUCAUUAACGCACUGAUUCACAUUGGCUGUCAGGCUGUCUUUGGCCUCAUAUACACAUUCCAAGUUGGCAGCCAUGGAGAAGUUACCACUUCCGGUGUGAGUUUCCCAGAGGUAUCUGAAGAGGAAGCUUCCAAGAUCUGGGGUGUACCUGACCAGCUGGAUGUUGGCGAGGGUGGUGUCAAGCGGGGAUUUGGUUGUAGAUUGGUUGUCACCCGAGAGGCAGCAGCAGAGAUGGAGCGAGUGACAACCACAGUGGGCAAAGAGGACAAAGGUGAGGAGGUGACGGUCAAUGGUCAAGAUCUGGCAGCUGCUCUAGCGCACGUGGGGUGA